Messenger RNA from Neogale vison (American mink), 2077 nucleotides. It is a transcript of the gene DENND6B, whose product is annotated as DENN domain containing 6B. Gene Ontology annotation, cellular component: recycling endosome. Gene Ontology annotation, molecular function: guanyl-nucleotide exchange factor activity. The transcript has 19 exons. The record is from RefSeq and is a predicted model, not a curated record. NCBI's taxonomy places the organism in Eukaryota, Metazoa, Chordata, Mammalia, Carnivora, Mustelidae. Bases 1 to 1932 code for a protein of 643 amino acids.
AUGGACGCGCUGUCCGGCGCCGGGCCUCGCCGGGCUCGCUGCAGCCUGGGCGCGGCGUCUCCCGGAGCGCGGGCUGCGGCGGCGCCCUGGGCGCGGUUCUCGGCCUGGCUGGAGUGCGUGUGCGUGGUCACCUUCGACCUGGAACUGGGCCAGGCGCUGGAGCUGGUGUACCCCAGUGACUUCCGGCUCACGGACAAGGAGAAAAGCAGCAUCUGCUACCUGUCCUUCCCUGACUCCCACUCAGGCUGCCUCGGAGACACUCAGUUCAGCUUCCGCAUUCGGCAGUGUAGCGGACAGAGGAGCCCGUGGCACGCCGAGGACCGGCACUAUAACAGUGGGGCCCCCAUGUCGCUGCAAAGGGAGCCGGCACACUACUUUGGUUACGUGUACUUCAGACAGGUGAAGGACAGCUCCGUGCAAAGGGGCUACUUCCAGAAGUCUCUGGUGCUGGUGUCCCGCCUGCCCUUUGUCCGGCUGUUCCAGGCGCUCCUGAGCCUGAUUGCCCCCGAGUACUUCAGCAAGCCGGCCCCCUGCCUGGAAGCGGUGUGCAGUGAGAUUGACGAGUGGCCCGCCCCUGUGCCCGGGCAGACCCUGAACCUGCCCGUUAUGGGUGUCGUCCUCCAGGUUCACAUCCCGUCCAGGGUGGACAAGCCUGAGUACAGUCCUCCGAAGCCGUGUAGCCACGAGAAUUUGCUGCCCGCCCCAGUGAUCCUUACCAGCGUUCAUGAACUGGACCUGUUCAGGUGCUUCCAGCCGGUGCUGACCCACGUGCAGACUCUGUGGGAGCUUAUGCUCCUCGGGGAGCCCCUGGUGGUCCUGGCACCCUCGCCCGCCAUGUCCUCAGAGUUGGUGCUGGCCUUAAUCAGCUGCCUACAGCCCCUCAAGUUCUGUUGCGACUACCGCCCCUACUUCACCAUCCAUGACAGCGAGUUCAAGGAGUUCACCACGCGCACACAGGCCCCACCAAACGUGGUCCUGGGAGUCACAAACCCUUUCUUUAUCAAAACACUCCAGCACUGGCCCCACAUACUCCGUGUUGGAGAGCCCAAGAUGGCAGGGGAUCUUCCUAAGCAGGUCAAGCUGAAAAAGCCAUCUAGGCUGAAGACACUUGACACCAAGCCAGGUGUGUGCCCCUUGGGCCAGAGCUGCUCCUCACCUCCAGAGCCUGGGCCGGUGGGCUCUGAGUUCUCGGGGAACCUUCUGUGCUUCCCCCAAUUGGAGGUGGGCGUAGAGGUGCAGUCGCAGCUAGAGGGGGUGGGGCUGCGGGGGGAGGCCCCUCAGGACAGGGCCAGCUCUGCCCUCCCGCUAGGCCUUUACACCGCGUACUCAGCCCACCUGCACCGGGACAAGGCACUGCUCAAACGGCUACUCAAGGGGCUGCAGAAGAAGAAGCCGUGGGACACACAGACGGCACUGCUGAGAAGGCACCUCCUGGAGCUCACGCAGAGCUUUAUCAUCCCCCUGGAGCACUACAUGGCCAGCCUCAUGCCCUUGCAGAAGAACAUCACGGCCUGGAAGACUCCUCCCCAGAUCCGCCCCUUCCGCCAGGAUGACUUCCUGCGCAGCCUGGAGCACGCAGGGCCACAGCUCACCUGCGUCCUCAAGGGCGACUGGCUGGGCCUCUACAGGCGGUUUUUCAAGUCCCCCCACUUUGACGGCUGGUACCGGCAGCGGCACAAGGAGAUGGCCCAGAAGCUGGAGGCCUUGCACCUUGAGGCCAUCUGUGAGGCGCAGAACAUCGAGACUUGGAUGAAAGACAAGUCUGAGGUGGAGGUCGUGGACCUGGUCCUGAAGCUUCGGGAGAAGCUGGUACAGGCACAGGGCCGCCAGCUCCCGGUGAAGGAGGCAACGCUACAGCGGGCGCAGCUGUACAUCGAGACGGUCAUUGGCUCUCUACCCAAGGACCUGCAGGCCGUCCUGUGCCCUCCUUAGGGCAGGGUCAAAGGGCGAGCUCCAGGGGCCUGGGUUCGGCCAGGCGGGAGCGCCUCAGCCCGAGCCCCCUGCUGCUGCUCUCUAGCCUUGGCCCCCCAUCAGCUCCACUGUUGUUUCAGCAGUAAAGGUGGCAUCUGGAACCACA